This is a messenger RNA of Sinocyclocheilus grahami, 10032 nucleotides long. It is a transcript of the gene cdh23, whose product is annotated as cadherin-related 23. Gene Ontology annotation, biological process: homophilic cell-cell adhesion. Gene Ontology annotation, cellular component: plasma membrane; cell-cell junction. The transcript is spliced from 65 exons. Lineage: Eukaryota; Metazoa; Chordata; Actinopteri; Cypriniformes; Cyprinidae. The record is from RefSeq and is a predicted model, not a curated record. The coding region runs from base 77 to 9205 and encodes 3042 amino acids. Gene Ontology annotation, molecular function: calcium ion binding.
GCGGUCGCUCGGUCGCUCGGUGUCGGUGUCAAGAACGCUCGGGCCGGACUGAUCAGGAGGAGGCAGCAGGUUGGAGAUGUCGUGGUGUGAAGGUUCUGGAGGCAAGAUGACUGUAGUCAAGUUGCUCCUCUCCUUAUUGCUGCUACACAAACUUUCUGAAGCCUCUAAUCAGCCGCCUCGUUUCCAGAAUUACUUCUUCCAGUCAUACCUGCUCAUCUAUGAGAACACACCAGUGGGUACAUCCAUUACCCAGCUGCAGGCGGUCGACCCAGACGGCGAGCCCUUGAUUUUCGGUGUGGUCGGGGAAGAGGCCAUGCGGUACUUCGCUGUGCAGGAGACGACUGGGGUUGUGUGGCUGAGACAGCCGCUCGACAGGGAGUCCAAGUCAGAGAUGCAGGUGGAGUUCUCAGUCAGUGACAGUCAAGGGGUCGUCAAGAAUACAGUGAACAUUCAGAUCGGAGAUGUAAAUGACAAUGCACCAUCAUUUCUCAACCAGCCUUAUGCUGUUCAAAUACCAGAGAACACUCCAGUGGGAACGUCCGUGUUCAUGGUGAACGCGACAGACCCGGAUCAGGGCGUGGGCGGCAGUGUGCUCUUCUCCUUCCAGCCUCCCUCUCUGUUCUUCUCCAUUGACGGGGCCAGAGGAAUCGUUACUGUGACGAGAACGCUGGACUAUGAGACGACAACUGCCUACCAGCUCACUGUUAAUGCCACGGACCAGGAUAAACGGCGUCCGCUCUCGAGUCUGGCUAAUUUGGCGAUUACCAUCACUGAUAUUCAAGACAUGGACCCCAUCUUCACCAACCUCCCCUACAGCACUAAUAUAAUGGAGGACGCACCACCAGGUUAUGAAGUCCGUAAGAUCAGGGCGAUCGAUCAAGACUUAGGUCGACCACGUGGAAUCGGAUAUACAAUCAUAUCAGGUAACACCAACAGCAUGUUUGCUCUCGACUACAUCAGCGGAUCCCUGACAGUGAGUGGACAGCUGGACCGGGAAAAUCCCCUGUACUCAUCCGGAUUUACAAUCACAGUAAAGGCCACAGAGCUGAAUGAGGAUCGCACACCCUCGUCUGCCACCGUCAUGACCACCUUCACCAUCCUGCUGAUCGAUAAAAAUGACAAUCCGCCCAGGUUUAACAGCUCCGAGUAUCGCGUCCUGAUCCCAGAGCUGGCGCAGGUCGGCUUCGCGCUGCCUCUGUACAUACAGGUCGAAGACAAAGACGAGGGGGUGAACAGCAUGUUUCAGGUGGUCCUAACAGGGAAUAACUCUGAGCACUUCAGCAUCUCUCCCACCUCAGUGCAGGGCAGAGCAGACCUCCGUGUGCGUGUGGCCGUCCCGCUGGACUACGAAACCAUCAGGAGCUACAGCUUUUCUGCCACGGAUAAUGACAUUGGCACGUUUGGAGUGGUUCGGUAUUACUUCAGCGAUGAGCCAGACCAGUUCUCAUUGGAUGUUGAGACAGGUUGGGUGACUCUUCGAGACCGGUUGGAUUAUGAGCUCAUGAGACGCUUUACUCUAACAAUACUGGCCCGUGAUGGAGGAGGGGAGGAGACUACAGGACGCCUUCGCAUUAACGUGUUGGAUGUAAACGACAAUGCGCCAGUCUUCCAGAAGGAGGCGUAUACGGGUUCACUCAUGGAGAACGAACAGGCUCCACAACAAAUAGUCCGAGCCCGGGCGACGGAUGAGGACUCUCCUCCCAAUAACAUCCUGACCUACUCCAUCAUCUACGCCUCUCAGUUCAGGUCAUAUUUCAGCAUCAGUGUGGUGGAGGGCUACGCAGUCAUCACCGUGAAUCGUCCUCUGGAUUAUGAGCAGGUUCCAGGUGGACUGAUCUUUCUGACACUGAUGGCCAGAGACGGAGGGAACCCGUCCCUCAACAGCACUGUUCCAGUCACCAUAGAGCUGUUUGAUGAGAAUGACAACCCACCUGAGUUCAGCCUCCCGUCUUACAUCGUCAACAUAGCCGAGAAUAUCAUUGCAGGAGCGACGGUGUUGUUUGUGAAUGCCACAGAUCUGGACGCGUCUCGGGAGUUUGGUCAGGUCUCCCUCAUAUAUUCCCUGCAGGGCAGCUCACAGUUCAGACUCAACACUCGCUCAGGAGAGAUCACUACCACAGCUCUUCUGGAUCGAGAGAUGAAGUCUGAGUAUAUUCUGAUCGUAAGAGCCGUGGAUGGAGGGGUGGGACCACAGCAGAAAACCGGCAUCGCUACGGUGAACAUCACUGUUCUGGACAUAAAUGAUAAUGCCCCCAUGUGGCGAGAUGAACCGUAUCAAGCAAAUGUUGUGGAGAUGAGUCCCAUCGAUACUGACGUCAUUACUGUAUUAGCGGUGGACCCUGAUUAUGGUGAUAAUGGGACGGUGGUCUACUCUAUAAAUCCAGAGAACCCCUUCUACACCAUCAACCGCAACACCGGGAAGAUCCGCACCAGUGGGGCGGUGCUGGACAGAGAGAGUCAAAACGCCCGCUCCGCACAGCUUAUGAGGACCAUCAUUGUCUCUGCUACCGACCGUGGGACGCCGCCACUGCGCUCUUCAGCCAGCGCUACGGUGUAUGUGAACCUCCUGGAUCUCAACGAUAAUGAUCCUGCCUUUUUAAACCUCCCAUUUGUCGCUGAAGUACCAGAGGGGCUUCCUAUUGGAUCAUCUGUGUUUAGGGUGCAGGUGCAGGACCCUGAUGAAGGUGACAAUGGUGCGGUAACCAUGGCCCUCCAGAUGGGGAUGCCGCGGCUGGACUUCAGGCUCAACACCACCACAGGAGUCCUGGUUUCCACCGCAGUGCUGGACCGCGAGCAGAUUGGCCAGUAUUAUCUGAGGAUCAUUGCAUAUGACGCAGGCCAGUUUCCACGAACAUCCACGAGUACUCUCACUAUCACAGUUUUGGACGUGAAUGAUGAGACGCCAACCUUCUUUCCCAGCAUUUAUAACGUAUCCCUGUAUGAAAGCGUGCCCCGUGAUUUUGUGGUGGUCAGACUGAACUGCACGGAUAAUGACACGGGUCUUAACGCAGAGCUCAGCUAUUUUAUCACAGGAGGAAACCAGGAUGGAAAGUUUAGCGUGGGUUUCCGGACCGGAGUAGUACGGACCGUGGUUGGUCUGGACCGCGAGACUCAGGCCUCGUACAGGCUAGUGAUUGAAGCAAUUGAUAAUGGACCAGCGGGAGGUCGGAGGACAGGAACAGCUACAGUAUAUGUGGAGGUGCUGGACGUCAAUGACAACAGGCCUAUAUUCCUCCAGAACAGCUAUGAGACCAGUGUCCUGGAGAACAUACCCAGAGGAACUAGUAUAUUACAGGUUCAGGCCACAGAUGCAGAUCAGGGGGAGAAUGGAAGAGUUCUGUACAGGAUUCUGUCUGGCAUCAAUGGUCAGUUUACUGUGGACAGUCUGUCUGGACUCAUCAGCAGAGGAACUGUGGCUCUGGACCGAGAGACACGCAGCUCUCAUGUGCUGGAGGUGGAGGCCUACAACAGUGACCAGGGCAGCAUGCGCAGCUCUGUCAGGGUGAUUGUGUAUGUGGAGGACGUGAAUGACGAGUCUCCAGUCUUCACUCAGUCGCAGUACAAUCGUCUGGGGCUCAGAGAGACCGCUGGUAUCGGUACAUCUGUAGUAGUGGUCCGAGCUACAGACCCCGACACAGAGGAUGUCCAGCAUGUCAUAAACUGGACAGACGUCCAACCAUCUGUGUCUUCGCAGGGUCGUAUUACUGUGACGGGACUGUUGGACAGAGAGCUGGGCGAUUCAUACACUCUCACUGUUGUGGCCGAUGAUGGAGGACCCAAGAGAGACUCCACUGUGAAGGUGUCAAUCACCAUUCUCGAUGAGAAUGACAACAGCCCAGAGUUUGACAUCACUUCGGAUUUGUCGGUGGAUAUUCCAGAAGACACACCAAUUGGUCAGAGAGUUGCGGUCGUGUUGGCGCGGGACAAAGACGCUGGAAGAAAUGGACUGGUGAUUUUCACCUUAAUCGCGGGGAACAUGCAGGAUGUGUUUAAGAUCAACACAGCCAAUAAUACAUAUGGAGAAGUUUACUUGAAUGCGCGUCUGGACCGUGAAGCCGUGGACCGUUACCUGCUUAAAAAUGUGGGUGGUGGUACGUCGGUCCUGCGUGUCAUAGCAACAGAUCGUGACAUCGGACCAAAUGCCAUGCUGUCAUACUACAUCACCGGUGGGAACCAAGACCUGACCUUCAGAAUGGACCGUAUGACGGGAGAGAUAGUGACCCGUCCGUCACCUCCUGACAGAGAAAAACAGCAGCAGUACACACUCACUGUGACUGUGGAAGAUGAUGGAAUGGCGCCUUUAUCAACGUCCACCACCAUUUGGGUCCGUAUAAUUGAUGAAAACGACAACGCGCCUGAGUUUCCGGAGGAAGAGUAUGUGACGGAGCUCAGAGAGGGGCCAAACACAGUAGGAGCCAUUAUCGCAACGGUUACUGCGAUCGACCCGGAUGAAGAACUCAACGGAACCAUCCGUUAUGCCAUCUCCAAGGGCAACCUGGCCCAGACGUUCCAGAUCAAUAGCAUAACGGGUCAAAUCGUGGUCAUUAAGGAGCUGGAUUAUGAGAUCAGUAAUGGUCAUUAUGUGCUGACUGUCACAGCCACAGACCAGUGUCCUAUACCUCAGUUCAGACUGACCUCCAGCACCACAGUCCUGGUGAAUGUGGUAGACGUGAACGAUAACGCACCCAUCUUCCCGAGACCAUUUGAGGGUCCGUUUGAAAUCACAGAGGGGCAGCCGGGCCCACGUGUGUGGACCGUUAAAGCCACGGACGCCGACUCGGGAUCCAACGGAAAAGUGGAGUACAGCAUCACCGCAGGCGACCUGAAAAAUGAGUUUGUAAUUUCAUCUGUUGAGGGAGAGUUAAGAGUGAGAAGAGAUGUAGAGCUGGACAGAGAAACUAUCGCCUAUUACAACAUCACCAUUACUGCCAAAGAUCUGGGAACGCCAGCGCUCAGCGCUACGAAUGACAACAGGCCCAUCUUCACCCAGUCCAGCUACAGGGGCGAGAUCAGUGAAAACUCACCCACAGGCACCACUGUGUUGAUUCUAAACGGCCCAGUUCUAGCAGAGGACAAAGACAUUGGGGAGAAUGCAGUGGUGAGGUAUCGUCUUCUGGGAAGCAGAGUGGACCUCUUCUCCAUAGACUCCCGCACAGGGGUGGUAUCAGUGCGUGGGGGUGCUGUACUGGACCGGGAGGCUUUCUCUGUGCAACGGGUGGAGCUGUUUCUGCUUGGGGAGGAUGUGGGAGGUUUAAACAGCACAGUUCCACUCACUAUCACCAUCCUUGACAUAAACGACAACCCACCUGUCUUCAAUCCAUCCAGUUUCACUGUACACCUGCCAGAAAACAGCCCCACAGGUGUGGUAGUAACACAGCUCUCGGCGAGUGAUGUUGAUGCGGGCUCUAACGGUUGGCUGCAGUAUCGCUUAGACAGCGGCGCUCAGGACCGUUUCAUCGUUGAUGCUCUCUCUGGUGCCGUUGUGGUCGGCAAUGCUACGCUGGACCGAGAGGAGCGUAGCUCGUACCGUCUAGUUGUCAUAUCAACUGACCGAGGCACACCCCCUCUCUCGGGAACGGCGACGUUAACUGUUGUUCUGGACGAUGUCAAUGACUCCCGUCCUCGUUUCAUAAGGCCUGUGCAGACCAUCAGCGUUAACGAGUCAACACCGCCAGGAGAGGUCAUAGCUACGCUCACCGCUGAGGACCCUGAUCUACGACCUCGCCUGGAGUAUUACAUCAUCUCUGUGGAAGCAAAGGAUGAUGGGAAUAAUCCAGUGGAUGGGCUGCAGCAGUCAUUUGGAAUUGACUUUUACACAGGUGCUGUUUUUGUACGAAACCCCUUGAACCGAGAGCUUGUUGCCACUUUUGAGAUCAUUGUAUCAGUGCAUGACAACGCCAGUGAUAUUAUUGACAUGUCCGUCAGUGUACCCAAUGCCAAACUGACCAUCAACGUGCUGGAUGUGAAUGACAACGCUCCUCGUUUUCGUCCUUUCGGGGUAGCGAACUUCUCCGAGAGGAUUCUGGAGGGUGCCGUGCCUGGUACCACACUGCUGUCGGUGACUGCUGUGGAUCCUGAUAAAGGACCCAACGGUCAGAUCAUCUAUCAGCUCCUACACCUGCCCCGUGGAGACUACAUAAGACUUGAAGACCCAUCUACAGGUAAAAUUGUGGCCAAUCGGACAGUGGAUUAUGAACAAGUGCAGUGGUUAAACUUCACGGUACGUGCUCAGGAUCACGGCACGCCUCCUCGCUUUGCUGAACUUCCUGUCUAUCUGAGGAUUGUUGAUGUCAACGACAACAACCCAGUCUUUCAACAACCUUUAUAUCAGAAGUCUAUUUUUGAGGAUGUUGCACUCGGCACUAUUAUUGUAAGCGUGAGUGCGACAGAUGCAGACUCUGGCCUGUUCUCUGUCAUUGAAUACGGGCUAGUGGAUGGAGAGGGCAAGUUCGGCAUCACACCCACUACGGGUGACAUCUACAUCCUGUCUGCCCUGGACAGAGAGACCAAGGACCGUUACACUCUCACAGCCUACGCCAGGGACAACCCUGGAGGCAGCCCCAACAACCGCAGGGAAAACUCUAUUCAGGUGCAGUUAACAGUCCUGGAUGUAAAUGAUUUCCGUCCACGCUUCUCAGAGAGAGUUUUCACCACUAGUGUGUUUGAGAAUGAGCCGGUUGGUACGUCAGUGAUCACAAUGAAGGCCAUUGACCUCGAUGAGGGGGAGAAUGCAUUACUUACUUAUAGUCUACAGGGUCCUGGAGCGGAUGCGUUCUCUCUGGAUCCUGACACUGGGCUGAUUCGCUCCCUGCGGUUCCUGCAGAGUUUUGAGAGGUUUAAUCUGACUGUGGUGGCGACCGAUCAUGGCAGAACGCCUCUCUGGGGAACCGCCAGUCUUCAGAUCACCGUCAUAGAUGUCAAUGAUAACAGGCCAAUCUUUGUGCGGCCUGCCAAUGGCACUAUCAUGCACAUACUAGAGGAACAGCCUCCUGGGCUGGUGGUGUAUGAAGUGUUUGCCACAGACGAGGAUGAGGGGGUGAACGGAGAAGUCCGGUACAGCUUCCUGCAGACUGGAGCAGGAAAUAGGGACUGGGAGAACUUCCAUAUUGAUGCAGUGAACGGAGUGAUCACCACUGCAGUUAAACUGGACAGAGAGAAACAAGCCCUGUACAGUCUGGUUGUGGUGGCGUAUGACCUCGGGCAGCCCGUCCCAUAUGAGACCAUGCAGCCGCUGCAGGUGGCUCUGUCUGACAUCGACGACAAUGAACCUGUUUUUCUUAAACCUCCGAGAGGAAGUUUGCCAUAUCAGUCUCUGUCUGUACCUGAGCACUCGUCUCCUGGGACCGUUGUGGGGAAUGUGACUGGUGCAGUGGAUGCAGACGAGGGCUCUAAUGCUAUCGUCUACUAUUUCAUUGCAGGAGGAGAUUCUGAGGGAAACUUUGGUAUGAGUGUGGCCGGAGUUCUACGGGUCAAAAAAGACCUGGAUCGGGAAGAAAUCCUAGUGUAUUCCAUCAUCGUUAAAGCUUCCAGUAACCGAAGCUGGUCUCCUCCGAGAAGUCAAAGGUCACAGCGGGCCCAAGUGCUUGACCCAAGCCGUGACCCUACAUUACAGGAAGUAAGAAUCUUCCUUGAGGACAUCAACGACCAGUCUCCAAGAUUCACAAAGAUGGAGUACACUGCAGGUGUGGCUGCAGAUGCUAAAGUGGGCUCAGAUCUGAUCCGGGUUCAAGCGAUUGAUAAUGACAUUGGCAACAACAGUCUUGUUCUUUAUCACAUUCUGUCUAUCCGCUACAUCAAACUGCAUUCCAAUGACUCUGAAGACAUGGGCAACGUCUUCAUCAUUGGUGAGACUGAUGGAAUCAUCCGGACAUUUGACCUGUUUAUGGCUUAUGAUCCGGGUUAUUUUGUGGUGGAGGUUUUGGCGAGAGAUCUGGCAGGACACAGUGACGUGACUCUGGUGGGCAUUUACAUUCUCAGAGACGACCAACGGGUGAAAAUCGUCAUUAAUGAGAUACCAGAGCGUGUCCGACUGUUUCAAGAUGAGUUUAUAAACCUGCUCUCAAACAUCACAGGAGCCAUAGUCAACACUGAUGACGUACAGUUUCAUGUGGAUAAAAAGGGAAGAGUGAACUUCGCUCAAACCGAUGUUCUGAUUCAUGUGGUCAACAAGCAGACCAACCGUAUUCUAGAUGUGGAGAGGGUGAUUCAGAUGAUUGAUGAGAACAAGGAGCAGUUGAGGAAUCUGUUUAGAAACUACAACGUUCUGGAUGUUCAGCCUGCUGUGACUGCUCGUGCCCCUGACGACCUCACCACCUUACAGAUGGCCAUUAUCAUCUUGGCAGUUUUACUCUUCCUUGCUGCCAUGUUGUUUAUCCUGAUGAACUGGUAUUACCGCACAGUGCACAAAAGGAAGCUGAAGGCAGUUGUUGCUGGCUCCAAAGGAAAUCAGGGGUUGAUGGAUAUUCUGGAUAUGCCCAACACAAACAAGUACUCGUUUGAAGGAGCAAAUCCAGUGUGGCUAGAUCCUUUCUGCAGGAAUCUGGAGAUAGCGGCACAGGCGGAGCAUGAGGAUGACCUUCCUGAAGACUUAAGUGACAUUGCUGACCUCUGGAACAGCCCGGCUCGCACACAUGGUACAUUUGGACGUGAGCCUCAGGCCUCUAAACCAGAGGAUGACCGAUAUCUACGAGCUGCUAUUCAGGAGUAUGACAACAUCGCCAAACUCGGGCAAAUCAUGAGAGAGGGGCCCAUCAAGGGCUCGCUGCUAAAGGUGGUUCUGGAUGACUACCUGAGACUCAAAAAGCUGUUUGCUGCCCGCAUGGUCACCAAGUCAACCAGCCACGGUGACCAGCCUUCAGUCACAGAGCUGAUCCAAAGCGACCUGGAUGAAGAUGACGACGAGCGUGUUGGUGUCGGAGGUCGAGGAACCCUUCGCUUCAAGCACAAACUCCCAAUCGAGCUCAGGGGUCCUGACGGGGUGCAUGCGGUUCACGGCAGCACAGGCACGCUGUUGACCUCUGACCUCAACAGCCUGCCUGAAGAUGACCAGCGGGCUCUGGCACGCUCCCUUGAAGCCUUGCAUGCAGAUGGCGGACUGUAUGCCGAACGCAACGCCCGAACAGAAUCUGCAAAAUCCACACCUUUGCACAGAAACAAGGGCAGCCACACUCUGUCUGAGAGUCCGUUAGAGAUCACAGAAUUAUGACUAGCCGAGGCCUCGCUGGUCUGAGAAAACUACAACGUGCAUGGCACUCCUGGCUCUUUGUUUUGAAUGGAAACUCUUUCCUGCGAUGUGGAGAAGCGUUCAGGUUUGUAAGGGCCAGGUGUGAGGAGGGUGUGUAGAUGUGUGUGUGGACCUGGAAUGUACAAAUCAAGGGCAGCUCAUCUUGUCAGGGCUACUUCAAGAGUACUGACACUUUAACCGCACACAAACUACACAAUGGGCAAUGAAUGCACUCUCAGACCAGUGGAAGGCCGAAUACGGACACUAGUUUUUAUUUAGUUACUUUUUCAUAUUUCAGUGGGACACCAGGGAAUAACAUGGUGAUGUAUGUGUAUAAUGAACUGCUUAUGAGAGUAUAUCUCUGGGGCUUUUCACACCGCGAUUAACCCUGGGUUAAACAUUAUUUCACACUUGGAAAUUGAAAAAGGGUUUAACUCUGGGUUCUGAAGCUAGAACAGAGUUGGCACUGUUUAUUGCAGUGCCAUGGGUAUAUAGUGUGAAACAGUGCAGUGCUAGUAAACGUUGAUGAGUUUAACAAAUAGACAACCAGUUGUAAAUGAAUUUAUUCAAAUAUUCAUGCACUACGUAUGGCUGCAGGAAGUAUGUUUAUUCGAAUAGUCAGUGUUUAAAAAUGUUGAACAAUGAUGGUAAACAUGUUAACUGGAGAGAAUAAGAAACAGUAUUAUUUUAUUAUUUUUGUAUGUAUAUUGUUUUUCUAUAGUGUUAAAAUUCACAAAGCACGAUUGCAAAGUUUCUCAUUUUUUAUGCAGGGGUCCCAAACAGUUCCCUUGUCUGCCAUUGUUUUUUCA